This is a messenger RNA of Nerophis lumbriciformis (worm pipefish), 753 nucleotides long. The record is from RefSeq and is a predicted model, not a curated record. Lineage: Eukaryota; Metazoa; Chordata; Actinopteri; Syngnathiformes; Syngnathidae.
AUGCCAGCCAGGAAAAGUUCGCACUCGAAACCAAACGGUGGGGAUAAAUAUUCAGUGUUGUUGCCCACCUAUAACGAAAGAGAAAACCUCCCUUUGAUUGUGUGGCUUUUGGUGAAAUAUUUUGAUGAAAGUGGUUACAAAUACGAGAUUAUCGUGAUCGACGAUGGAAGCCCGGAUGGGACAUUGGCAGUGGCGGAACAGCUCCAAACCAUAUAUGGAAAGGACAGAAUUCUUCUUCGGCCACGAGAAAAGAAGCUAGGACUCGGCACUGCGUAUAUCCAUGGCAUGAAGCACGCUACAGGAAAUUUCAUUUUCAUCAUGGAUGCUGAUCUCUCCCAUCAUCCCAAAUUCAUCCCGGAAUUUAUCAAAAAGCAGAAAGAAGGCGAUUAUGAUAUGGUAUCGGGGACUCGCUAUCGAGGCAAUGGAGGUGUUUACGGCUGGGACUUGCGCAGGAAACUCAUCAGCCGUGGAGCCAACUUCCUGACUCAAGUGCUAUUGAGGCCCGGUGCAUCAGACCUCACAGGCAGCUUCCGACUGUACAAAAAGAAAGUUCUGGAAAGUCUGGUUGAGCGCUGCGUGUCCAAAGGUUACGUCUUUCAAAUGGAAAUGGUCGUCCGAGCCAGACAGCUCAACUACACUAUUGGAGAGGUUCCCAUCACCUUUGUGGAUCGGGUCUACGGCGAGUCCAAACUGGGAGGGAAUGAGAUUGUGUCGUUCGUGAAAGGCCUGCUAACACUUUUUGUCACCACAUGA